This is a messenger RNA of Darwinula stevensoni, 2271 nucleotides long. The record is from the annotation of a GenBank genome assembly. Lineage: Eukaryota; Metazoa; Arthropoda; Ostracoda; Podocopida; Darwinulidae.
AUGGAGAGUGCAUCGGCACACAGUGGCCUCUCAUAUGUGGAUUUCAUACCAGAACGUCUGGAAGGAGGGGGCUUCUUCUCAGCGUUCACUGUCCUUAUGGCAAGGGGCAACGAAUGGCUAGCAAAGAAUGCCGACUGGGAAGCAGUGACGUGUGAGAGCAUGGAGUUCAAAACCACGGAUCGGGUCCAGGCCGAAAAAAUGACCUACUAUGAAUCCGGCGAGAGACACACCGCUUACGUCAGGUGUUUGAGGCUGUGGGUGAGGCGACGGAACAAUCUAGACGAACCUCCUCAGCAGGUUGGCUACGUCAAUUACGUCCCCGAAGUCAUGGAGCAGAAGAUGUUUGGGAGUCCCAAGUUCCUGCCUCUCAGCUGCAUGGUCGAUAGGAUGAAUGAGGUGUUCCGAGCGAACCCUCUUCCAGGGAAGAUCAUCACUAUCGAAACCCAGGAGAUGAAGGUGGACUCGUAUUCUGGUCGAUUGGAUCCAGAUCGAUCUUAUUGGGUGGAGCGUGGAGAUGCGCAAAAACUCUUGGUGUUCGUCAUUCGAAUCUUCUUCCAGACUAGUUUCUCUAGACACGAAACCGGAGAGAGACAAGAAAUCGGCCUAGCCGAUUUCACCCCCAUCUGUGAGAAACCCAGCGGCAUCUUCAGCCAUCCCAAGUACGAGAGCUUUAGUAGUAUGGCUGGGAGGAUGUCGUCAUGGUGCCGGGAUCAAAGUAACAUCCGAAUCACCAACAUUCAAAGCCUGGAGUACAAACUCAAGCACGGACAAUUGGAUACUCAAAGGACGUGGUACACCGAGCAUGGGGGUGUCAAUACGUAUUAUGUACGGAUCCUUCGGGUGGCCUUCGUCCGAACCAAGGAAAUCCACGUUCCUCGAUACACUGUCACCUGCCGCACCUUUGUUCCGGUUCAAACCAAGCAAGGAGGUAUCUUCAGAGAAUCAGAAUAUGAGAGCAUGUCUCAGACCAGGGACCGAAUCGCAGCCUGGAUGGGACUCACUGGGGCCACGCUGGUCGGCGCUGAGACCUCAGCCAUACGAUUGAACACUGAAACGCCUGUAAGUCCGGGGAUCGUGAUGGAGAGUGCAUCAGAGCAUCGUGGCCUCUCAAAUGUGGAUUUCAUACCAGAAUGCCUGGAAGAAGGCGGCGUCUUCUCAUCGACCAUGUACGAACCCUUUAGUGUCCUUAUGGCAAGGGGCAACGAAUGGCUAGCAAGGAAUGCCGACUGGGAAGCAGUGACGUGUGAGAGCAUGGAGUUCAAAACUUCAGAUCGAGUCCGGACAGAGAGUAUGAUCUAUUGUGAACACGGCCAGAGCCGUACUGCUUACAUCAGUAAGUUGUGCGCCUGGAGGAAUAGGGACACCGCGAGCCUUGCCAACCCGAAGGCUGGAACGACCAGAUCGACUACCUUUGAUCGAGAAGAGAAAGCAACCCAUGAUCUCAAGGUGACUCAAUACCAAGAGAACGACUACGAAUCACGUUCCUUAUCGAUCCACCUGAUUUUACUACAUAGGUGUUUGAGGCUGUGGAUAAGGCGACGAGACAAUUUUGACGAACCUUCCCAGCAGCUUGGCUACGUCAAUUGCGUCCCUGAUGUUGUGGAGCAGAAGAUGUUGGGGAGUCCCAAGUUCUUGCCUCUCAGCAGCAUGAUCAUUAAGAUGAAUGAGAUCUUACGAUCGAACCCUCUUCCGGGGAAGAUUAUCACCAUCGAAACCCAGGGUCAGAGCAACAUCCGAAUCACCAACAUUCAAAGUAUAGAAUACAAACUCAAGCACGACCAAUUGGAUACCCAGAGGACGUGGUACACCGAGCAUGGGGGUGUCAAUACGUAUUAUGUACGGAUCCUUCGAGUGGCAUUCGUCCCAACCGAAGAAAUCCAUCUUCCUCCAUAUACUCUUACCUGUCGCACCUUUCAACCUGUUCUACUCGAGCGAGGGGGGAUGUUUAAAGCACCGGAAUAUGAGAGCAUGUCUCAGACCAGGGAUCGAGUCGCAGCCUGGAUGAGACUUGUUGGGGCCACGUUGAUCAGCGCUGAAACCUCCGCCAUCCGAUUGAACACUGGUGGGGAAAGAAAGAUGGGUCCUGAAGCGACAUAUACCUUCAAUGAAACAACGCAAAGUGGUGGGGGAAACACUAGCCGACAUUCCGUAACCGAACGUUGGAUCUACAUCAUCCGGCUUUUUCUGGACGGGGAAUACGAGGAGCCGCCCGCAGAGGUCUUGCCACCCGUUCCCGAAAUCAAAGAGGAGGAUUCCUGUAUCAUAAUCUGA